Messenger RNA from Scomber scombrus (Atlantic mackerel), 1843 nucleotides. RefSeq names its product receptor (G protein-coupled) activity modifying protein 2 (gene ramp2). Lineage: Eukaryota; Metazoa; Chordata; Actinopteri; Scombriformes; Scombridae. The record is from RefSeq and is a predicted model, not a curated record. The transcript is spliced from 6 exons. Gene Ontology annotation, biological process: calcium ion transport; cellular response to hormone stimulus; receptor internalization. Gene Ontology annotation, cellular component: cell surface; membrane; signaling receptor complex. Bases 25 to 627 code for a protein of 200 amino acids. Gene Ontology annotation, molecular function: coreceptor activity.
ACGGACAGAACAUUGUCAGGCAAAAUGACAGCCACCAGUUUCUCUCUAAUGUUUUCUGGAUGUUUUGUGACUCUGCUCAUCUGGGCAGGGCACACAACAGUGUUUUGUCUGGUUGCUGAAAAUGUAGCGACGCAACGAGCCACUACAGUAGGGUAUGAAUCAACAAGGAUGAUGAAUAAUACCACUUAUGGAUUCACUAACUUGUCAUCUGGUUGCGGGAAUUCUAGCCACUGUGUGCAUUAUUGUGACUUCUGUUCUGGGGUAGAACCAAUAAUGGAUUGUCUUCCCCAUUUGUUGAGUAAUUGUGUCAGGAAAUUUGAAACUGCAAUGGAAUCACUAAACAGCACUGACUGGUGCAUUUGGAGUAAUGUGAACAGUCUCUAUAGUAACUUGAGCAUUUGCACAGAGGAUAUAUCUGACUGUCUCCUGAUCCCAUGGCCCAACCAACUGGUGGAACUUCUUUUUGUGCAAAUACACUCCAUCUAUUUCAAGGAUUGUCCCACAGAGGAGCUACGUGACCCACCACCAGUCAUUGUCUUUGCCCUGGUGAUAACUCCCAUCUGCCUGAUUCCUGCUAUGGUUAGCCUGGUGGUGCUCAAAACCAAGAAUGGGGAUGGAAGCUCCUGAUAAUCUGGUAUCUCUGCUAUGAUCAUGAUCAUCAUCAAGUUUUUGACCUACGCUUCCCCAUCUGUUCUCAUUUGAGGACACACAUGGACCUCUGCUGCAUUUUCAUCUCACCAGUGACUUUGCAGAGCACUGACUCUUUAUGAUAAAGUUUACCUGUGCUUCAUAACACGGACAACUUCCAAAAUAUUUAAAUAGCCAUUGAGGAACCUAAACAGAGAUGAUUCAGCAAGAAUGCCAUAAUCAAUUGCAUCACAACUAUUGCAGCUGUCCAAGUUUCUGGUGUUAACAAAUUCUUACUGUGAUAAAAAUAUGUUAUUAUAAAUUCUGUACCAUACUGUAUCUGUUUUUAAAGUAAUGGUUCUGACAAAAGUUUUGUUUUCAACCACUGACUUGAGAUCUGACACUGAUUGAAUCAGUCAUAUCCAAUUUGCACACAAUAUUCAGAAAACAGAGCUUGAUAUUGAUUAUGUUGAAUAACCCAGUAUUCAGGGUUAUGAUGACAAAAGCUUUGGAGCUUGCAAAGUUGAAGGCAAAAUAUAUUUGUAUUGACACUCCUCAUUAUGUUGGACAACAUUUGUACUGAUAAAAGACAAGGUAAUUAUUUUCAUUACUGAACUUAACUAUGCUUUGAGCUCGAUGUGCUAUCUAAACUGAUGAUUUUCAUUUUGAAUUGGAAGUACGUAUGUGUCCAUGUUUGAUAUAUAAAAAGGAUUAUCUAUAUAUUUGUAGGGAGUACAGAACAAUGACUAUAGUCCACAGCAUGAACAUGGUUAUGUGAGUCAAAGUGUAUGGAAGGUGUGGGGGUUAGAGGUUACAGAUCGGACACAAUGAGAGGUUACGCCCAGAGAAGAACUCUUUCCUGUUUCCUAGUAUGAAACCUUGCAGCAUGUUCCUCUGUACAAACACUGACAAUCCUCAUGAUCAUAUGGUGAGCUAACUUUAUCUAACAUCUCCAAACAGUCCAAGCAAAAGAUAUGACUUGUCUGAGCAGCUUAGUGAUAAAAACUGAACUGAACUGAACAAAAAAAGUGUUAUCUUUCGCCUGAAUCAUGACAAUGUGUUAUGUUAUGUGUUUUUUUUUUGUUUUUUUUUAAAUGACGAUAAAGCCAUUGUAAGUGCUUUCAAAUUUGGAACAAAAUGUUUAUUUAUGUAUUGUGUUUAACUUCUGCUAUUUUCAAGACUUAGUGGACUUAUUAUCUGAGAGAAUACGUCCUUU